AUGGCGUCGACGAUAGCGGUUUUUUCUGGUGGUCUGAGAGUGAAGGCUGGAGUUCUCGCCGUCCAAAUCUCAUCGAUUCCUCUCCGCCGCGAACUCCCUCGGUACUUCUCGUCUUCGUCGAAGAGGACGACGACUGUAGCGGCAAUUUCCACACCUCUUCGAGUCCCCGCCGUUUAUAACCACCACCAGCGUCAUCGGAGCUCUUGGCCUCGAGUUAAUACUUUCUGCACGGCGGCUCCCGACGCCGGGACGACGGUUUCAGCGGAUGAGUCGGAGAAGAAGAGCGAAUCUCAGGAGGAUAAUGUGAAGGAGACGGCGAAUCUGUUAGACAUAAAGGUUGGACGAAUCGUGAAAGCUUGGCAACACGAGGAAGCGGAUUCUCUGUAUGUUGAAGAAGUCGACAUCGGCGAAGCUGAGCCCAGAAUCAUCUGCAGUGGUCUCGUCAAAUACGUCCCACUUGAUCUCCUUCAGGGUGCAGCAGUUGUGGUGUUGGCUAAUCUGAAGCCAAGAAACAUGAGAGGAGUCAAGUCAUGUGGUAUGCUUCUUUGUGCAUCAGACUCAGCUCAUGAGAAUGUUGAGCUUCUGGUUCCACCACAAGGCUCUGUUCCUGGAGACAGAGUUUGGUUUGGUGACGAAGAAGAUCUCGAGCAGCUUCCUGAGCCUGCACCUCCUAACAAGGUUCAGAAGAAGAAGAUGUGGGAAUCGGUUCAACCGCUUUUGAAGACUGAUGCCUCUGGCGUUUCGAUGCUUAAGGAGCAUUUGAUGCGGACAUCUUCUGGUCUUGUUACUUCCAAAUCUUUAAGAAAUGCCAACAUUUCUUGA
Molecule: messenger RNA, 822 nt
Organism: Thlaspi arvense
Lineage: Eukaryota; Viridiplantae; Streptophyta; Magnoliopsida; Brassicales; Brassicaceae
Source: the annotation of a GenBank genome assembly